Meriones unguiculatus (Mongolian gerbil) is the source of this 2615-nucleotide messenger RNA. It is a transcript of the gene Fgf9, whose product is annotated as fibroblast growth factor 9. Gene Ontology annotation, cellular component: cytoplasm. Gene Ontology annotation, biological process: regulation of cell migration; positive regulation of protein phosphorylation; positive regulation of gene expression. Gene Ontology annotation, molecular function: growth factor activity; fibroblast growth factor receptor binding. NCBI's taxonomy places the organism in Eukaryota, Metazoa, Chordata, Mammalia, Rodentia, Muridae. The transcript has 3 exons. The coding region runs from base 521 to 1147 and encodes 208 amino acids. The record is from RefSeq and is a predicted model, not a curated record.
GGUCUGCAGAGUCGGUUGGAGAGUAAAAACAGCGCAUGCCUUUCUGGAGUCGGGAUCCGUACAUCCUGACGUAGCCCGAGCAUCUUAAAAAAAAAUCCCGGGUGAUAGCGCCCCGAAGCACUUUCCGCGGCUAUGGUGGUCCGGGCCUCGGGGCGGCUGGGGAGGCUGGGCGCAUCGCCCCCCGCCUGCGGCCGGCUGCGAUGAGGAGCUCGCCGCCCGCCGCCCGCCGAGAGCCGCGGCUCCCUCCGCCGCGAUGCCCAGCCGCGCCGCGCCGCGCCAGCCUGUGAGUACCGAGAGCGGGCUGCUCGGGCUGCCGGCGCUGUGACCUUGAGCGCGUGCCAGGGAAGCGGCGGAUUACUUUUAUUUGUGCAUCGGAUGGAUUGACGAGAAGAAGCCUCCUGCCCUCUCUCCCUGCAGCCGCGGCCGGGAGCGGAGUUGGGAACACCUCGCCCGCCCGGCGUCCUCCCGGUCGGAACCAUCAUUAUUGUUUAUUCUUGCGCCUCAGAGCCCGAGUCCUCCGAUGGCUCCCCUAGGUGAAGUUGGGAGCUAUUUCGGUGUGCAGGACGCGGCGCCGUUCGGGAACGUGCCCGUGCUGCCGGUGGACAGCCCGGUGUUGCUAAGUGACCACCUGGGUCAGUCUGAAGCAGGGGGGCUGCCCCGGGGACCCGCCGUCACGGACUUGGAUCACUUAAAGGGGAUUCUCAGGCGGAGGCAGCUGUACUGCAGGACUGGAUUUCACUUAGAAAUCUUCCCCAACGGUACUAUCCAGGGAACCAGGAAAGACCACAGCCGAUUCGGCAUCCUGGAAUUUAUCAGUAUAGCAGUGGGCCUGGUCAGCAUCCGUGGCGUGGACAGUGGACUCUACCUCGGCAUGAAUGAGAAGGGGGAGCUGUAUGGAUCAGAAAAACUAACUCAAGAGUGUGUCUUCAGAGAACAGUUUGAAGAGAACUGGUACAACACCUACUCUUCCAACCUGUAUAAACACGUGGACACCGGAAGGAGAUACUAUGUUGCAUUAAAUAAGGAUGGGACUCCGAGAGAAGGGACCAGGACUAAACGGCACCAGAAAUUCACACAUUUUUUACCUAGACCAGUGGACCCUGACAAAGUACCUGAACUAUAUAAGGAUAUUCUAAGCCAAAGUUGACAAAGACAGUGUCUUCACUUGAGCCCUUAAAACAUAACCACUAUAAAUGCUUUCAUGCGGUGGGUUCUUAUCGAUUAGCAGUGCCGUCACCUCAGCUCCACUGUUGCCAAACUUUGUCGCAUGCAUAUGUAUGAUGGAGGCUUGGAUGGGGACUUGCUGAUUUGCUCUGCACUUACUGGCUGGUCCUCCUGGAGGGCUGCCUGGGGCCACUUGCUUGAUUUAUUGUGAAAGCAGGGGAGAGAGGCUGCGUGAGAGGGUGCGAGUGCGUGAGUGGGUGAGUAGAGGGGGACAGCAGCGCGCCAAGAGGACAACGGCCUGAUGCAUGCUGGGAAAUAGACACGCUUUUACAUUUUUGAUCAGUUGAACUUCAUCCUAUAUCAGCACAGCUGCCAUACUUCAACUCAUCAGGAUUUUUGGCUGGUGGCCUGCUCAAGGGAACACUGCCUUUCCACAGGCGUGGAGGGCGCAGUCUCACCUAAAAGACUAUCAGUUCAUUCUCGCUGGUAUCAUAGCCCAGUGAACUUAAAGCAAAGACCUCUUAGUUUAAAAGAAAUAAAAAAAGAAAGAAAAAAGAAAAAAAAACAAGAAAAAAGAAAACAAGAGAAAAAGGUUAAAUUUAUUUAUAGAAAUUCCAAAGGCAACAUUUUAUUUAUUUUAUAUAUUUAUUUAUUAUAUAGAGUUUAUUUUUAAUGAAAUAUGUACAGGCCAGAUAGGCAUUUUGGAAGCUUUAGGCUCUGUAGGCAUUAAAUGGCAAAGUCUGCUACAAACCUGUGGUAACUUCAAGUAGGUCUAUGAGAAAUUCUAAUGGCCCUAAUGUACUAAAGGCGACAAUCUAUUUUGUGCCCAUAUUAUUAUUGUAAACUUCUGCACAUCGCUCAUGACACUGAGUAUUCGCUCUUCAGACUGCUUGUUUCAUAGCUUACCCCAGAGGAUUAAAGAUAAACUGGGUCUCAACCCUUAUUCCGUGUCUGUAAUUUUCCUCUCCCGUGACGCAGUCUCUCGGUGUAGCGGGCGGUUGGAACACGUGAGGGUUGGCGUGUGUCGUGUUUUAAUCUGUGGCAGAGUGUACCAAAGCUAAGCAUGACUGUGCUCUUUAACUCGGCCCACCUCCAUGACGACAUCAGACAUGGCGCUGAUUUAAAGUCCCUAAGGGAGAGGAAAAAGUUUACGUAGCUCUUCUUUCUCCUCCUCCUCUUUUCCUUCUUCUCCUCCUUCUUUUCUUUUUCUUUCUUUCUUUCUUUCUUUUUUUUUUUUUUUGAGGCAAAAAUCAGAUGAACAGGAUCAUUCUUGUAAACUUUUUAUUUGUGUCUUGGCUAUCAAAUAUGGAAUUAUACAAGGACCCUAGGGCUCAUUAUAACAUCUUUUAUGGAGAUUGCAUUUGGUGUGAACUGUCAUAAUUAUAUGGGGCUAGUACCCUUCAAGUAAAACUUGCAAAAUGAAACCAAUAAAUCUUUAUCAGUCAUGAUAU